UUUUCUGAUCGGGAUCGGGACUCAAACAAAAAACUUCCUGGUUGUAGGAAAAUUGUCCUGUGACCUGUCUUGCCUUUGGAGAAGGAAGAAUCGUAUAAAAUGGAACAGGGGGAUUUUAAAGAGUUACAAGAGCGUUAUGAGAAACUGAAAGCACUAUCUAGUCAAGUUCUUGUGCAGUAUGAUGAUUUGCUGUUUAAAUUCCAAGAAAAUGAGAAAGCGUAUCAUGGUGUUGUGCACAGACUGAAGCUCAGAGAAAGUCAGCUGAAAGAGAUGAAGAAAUUGAUUCAGCCGGCUAUAUCAGAGUAUGAGAGAAUGAAAAUGAAGUAUGAGAUGGAGUUAAACUGUCGGACUCAGGCAGAAGUGUUUGCCACCAAGAUUUCCACCCAGAACAAGGAGCUGAAACGACAAUCCAAAAUGUUGUUGGAUCUCCAAGGCCCAAACCCUCCGGACAUCACCAAGAUGAACCUGGAUCUAGAUGAAAAGGAAGAUUCCAUGGAGGAUUAUCAUCAGGAGCAGUCAGAGAUGAUUCAGAAGCUGGAAGAGGAAAUCGUCACCAUUAAACAGGAACUGAGUGUGGUUAGAGAGGACCUUUUGAUUGAGAAAGAACACUCCAGCAAAUGGAAGAACAAGUUUGAAGAAAUGAAAGAGAGUCAGGGUGAGACAGAGAUAGUGGUAGCCCAGUACAAGGAAGCCAUGAAAGACCUCUCUAAAGUGUCUGAGGAGGCAGUGAAGGAGUAUGAAGCAUUGCAGCAGAAAUAUGAGUUGGAGCAGCAGUGCCGGUCUGGAGCAGAACAAUUUGCUACAGAGAUUCGGAUUCAGAACGAGGCCAUGAAGAAACAGAGCAUGAUCUUAUUAACAGAGGCUGCCUCUGAUCCCAAGCUGAUGAUGGCUCUGGCUGAAGUGGAGCAACUCACCCAGGAAAUAGAAACCCAGAAGCAGAAAUAUGAGCAGGAGAUUAAAGAGUUGAAGGAAACUGCGGAGGACAAGGUGUUUGAGGAGCCAGAUAACUCUGCCUUUCAGGAGGAAAUCAGGCGAUUGGAGGAAAAGGUCAAAGUGUUUGAGGAACAGUAUAACAAACUGCAGGACAAAUACAAAGCCUUGGAGUUGAAGUUUGAAGAGGCAACACGACCACCACCCCCACCCCCUCCACCCCCACCCCCUUCCCUGACUUCCAAGUCUAAAGGAUUCUUAUCUCGACUGAAAAGAAAGGACUCAAAGAAAAAGAAGCCUGUUGGUGUUUUCAGGCAGGAAAGAGCAUGGUUAACACAACAUGCGGCUAUGAAUGACACAUUUUCAAAAGCAUUAGGUGAAAUGAUGGAUCGCAUCAACAGCGGAAAGCCACUAACAUCCAGUGGGCGUACAAAACGCAGGGGAGAUUUUGACCAGGUAUGUAAAUUGGGUUCAGGAAGACUGCUAGAGAUUGUAACAUCCCGAGAACAUCAGUAGUGGAAUUUUAUGUUGCGUAUAUGUUAAUUUAAUAUUGAUUAUAUGUUAAUUUAAUGUCGUGUAUAUGUAAAUUACCUGUUACCCCCACACUUCCUGUAAUUAGGUCACCUGAAUUCAUUCAGGUGACCUAUUGCUAUCUGUUUUUGUCCGUCGUCGUGCGUUAACAUUUGAACAUUUUCAGCUUCUUCUCUGAAACCCCUGAACCAAUUUCAACCAAUUUUGGCAUAUAGCAUCUGUGGGUGGAGGGGAACAAAAAUUGUGAAAUUCGUGGUCCCUGCCCCCCUGGGGCCUGAGGGGUGGGGCAAAAACCAUCAAAAUGAGUGUAAUUUUAAAAAAUCUUCUUCUUUACUCCUGGACAUCAAGAAGCCAAACUGUGGGCAUAAUUAUAAUGAGCGUUGAGCCCUCUACCAAAAUUGUGAAAUUCAUGGCCCCUGGGGCAGGAGUUCUGGUGCUAGGGUGGGGCUCUAUAAGUCAUAUAGUGAAAAUGCAUUAUUUCUUUGAAAAUCUUCUUCUCUGUCCUUGGGUAUUAAGUAGACAAACCAAUAGCAUGGUUAUGGUGAGCAAGGAUGCCUCUUUCAAAAUUGUGAAAUUCAUGGCCCCUGGGUCAGGGGUUCUGGUAUUAGGGUGGGGCCCUAUUGAUCAUAUAGUGAAAAUGCAUUUUAUUUCUUUGAAAAUCUUCUCCUCUGCUGCUGGGUAUUAAGUAGACAAACUAAUAGUAUGAUAAUGAUGAUCAAGGAUGCUUCUUUCAAAACUGAAAUUUAUGGCCCCUGGGUCAGGGGUUUUGGUGCAAAGGCGGGGCUGAUUGAUUAUAUAGUGAAAAUGCAAUAUUUCUUUGAAAAUCUUCUGUUUUUGUCCGUCGUCGUGCGUUAACAUUUGAACAUUUUCAGCUUCUUCUCUGAAACCCCUGAACCAAUUUCAACCAAUUUUGGCAUAUAGCAUCUGUGGGUGGAGGGGAACAAAAAUUGUGAAAUUCAUGGUCCCUGGGGCCUGAGGGGUGGGGCAAAAACCAUCAAAAUGAGUGUAAUUUUAAAAAAUCUUCUUCUUUACUCCUGGACAUCAAGAAGCCAAACUGUGGGCAUAAUUAUAAUGAGCGUUGAGCCCUCUACCAAAAUUGUGAAAUUCAUGGCCCCUGGGGCAGGGGUUCUUGUGUUAGGGUGGAGCUCUAUUGGUCAUAUAGUGAAAAUGUAGAAAUUCUUUGAAAAUCUUCUUAUAUUGGUUUUAUCUAAGGAGUAAAUAACCCUUUUCUUUAUGAUGUCUCAGACCUAGGUUUUUUAAAAAGGAUUAUUGAUUGAACGUAAAAAUGACACAUGUACUUCAUGACCACAUAGCUAUUCAAUGUUUCUUCCAUCCAAAAGUAAAAUUCUUAUAUUUAAACACAAACCUAAUUCAAACAUUGGAAGGUUGUUACAUGAUACUCAGGUGACCUAUAAGGCCCCUGGGCCUCUUGUUCUUGUACAUGUCGUCCAUAUGAUAUUUUGUACAAAAUGGCACAUCUACUUCUGCGUUCCUGUUGUGUGUUUGUUGUGGACCUGACAAGCUGUAUGUCCUACAUAUCAAAGAUUAAUGGUCGUUAAAUUUAGAUUAAAGUCCAAUGACCAUAAUCUCUAGAUAAUGACUCCUAUAUCAAUUCAAUAGAAGUGUUAAUUGGAGAAAGUACAGUAAACUUGGAAAUGAUCACAUCCAUGGUGACUUUUCGCAAAAUUUGUUAUAAUGGCAAUAUUGGUAUCUUAUUCUUACAUGUUCUUUAUUUCUUCAAAAAUAUUUUCGAAGUGGUUUAGUGUACAUAAAUUGUACAUACGUGUACAUGUGAAACUCCUUGUCCCUUCCAUGAAUAUUCAUAUUAAUUUCUUGAAUGCAUUGGAGAGGGAAAAAAUGCAUUUUGUCCUACAUACUAUGCAUAAAAAUGUUGCAUUAGUUUUAUGAUAAAAA
Molecule: messenger RNA, 3375 nt
Organism: Ostrea edulis (European flat oyster)
Lineage: Eukaryota; Metazoa; Mollusca; Bivalvia; Ostreida; Ostreidae
Product: shootin-1-like
Exons: 15
Coding region: 100-1446 (448 amino acids)
Source: RefSeq, a predicted model, not a curated record